Hemicordylus capensis (graceful crag lizard) is the source of this 1349-nucleotide messenger RNA. RefSeq names its product nitric oxide synthase interacting protein (gene NOSIP). The transcript has 9 exons. The record is from RefSeq and is a predicted model, not a curated record. NCBI's taxonomy places the organism in Eukaryota, Metazoa, Chordata, Lepidosauria, Squamata, Cordylidae. Gene Ontology annotation, cellular component: nucleus. The coding region runs from base 328 to 1203 and encodes 291 amino acids. Gene Ontology annotation, molecular function: ubiquitin protein ligase activity.
UUUUCUUGUAGUUAUUUUCCUCGAGGCGGACUUAGGAAGGGAGUCGGAGAGGACGCGGUUUGGGUCCAGGAGCUGGUAGUGGGCAGGGUUACCAGCCUUGGAACUGGCUCCUGUAGCUGCGCUGUUGCCAAGUAUUAAUAAUGUAUCGGUGUGCCUGCCCACCUGCUGUUUUCUGUAUAGCGACUGGCUCUUAAAGGCAGCUGGUAUUCACAGUCUUAACCCGAGGGACGGAUGUGCGCCUGGCGGUGUAAUUCUGCGUGUGUUUACUCGGAUGUAGGAAAGUGAGAUUUUCUGGUUUGAUUGCCUGGAUUGUCUGCCCAAGCCUACAUGACACGCCACGGCAAGAACUGCACAGCAGGGGCUGUCUAUACUUACCACGAGAAGAAAAAAGACACAGCUGCCUCUGGAUAUGGGACCCAGAAUGUCCGUCUGAGUAAAGAUGCUGUCAAGGACUUUGACUGCUGCUGCCUUUCCCUGCAGCCCUGCAAGGACCCUGUUGUGACCCCUGAUGGAUACCUGUAUGAGAAAGAAGCCAUCUUAGAGUAUAUCCUGCACCAGAAAAAGGAGAUUGCCCGGCAAAUGAAGGCCUAUGAAAAGCAGAAGAAUGAGAAGAAGGUGGAGAUGGCAGAGCUGAGCAAGGCUGCCAAAGAGUCCAAGGUGAAGAGUUUCCUAGACAAAGAACUGAGUAUUGUGAGCAAACCCCUCAACCCCUUUGAUCGCAAGACAGGGGAUUCCCAGCCUGGGCCAAGUAAUGAAGACAAAGCGAAGCAACUGCCCAGCUUUUGGAUCCCUUCACUGACCCCUGAAGCGAAGACCAAAGUCAUUCGGAAGCCAGAGAAGUGCGUUUACUGUCCCAUGAGUGGGAAACCCUUGAAGCUGAAAGAUCUGAUCCCAGUGCAUUUCACCCCAGUGGACCCAAGUGUGGAUCGAGUAGGGCUGAUCAACCGGCAGGACCGCUACGUGUGUGCUGUCACACGGGAUAUGCUUGGCAACUCGGUCCCUUGUGCUGUGCUCCGCCCCUCGGGCUCUGUGGUUACUCUGGAGUGUGUGGAGAAACUCAUCAAGAAGGAUAUGGUUGAUCCAGCAAAUGGGGAGAAACUGACAGAAAAAGACAUCAUUGUCGUACAGCGGGGUGGCACAGGAUUUGCAGGGUCCGGUGUGGAGUUGGAGGCCAAGAAGUCUCGCCCCGUUAUGCAAGCUUAACAUAUCCAGACAGCUGUCUUGGCAGAGGAGAGGAAUAGAUGCUGGGCUAACUACUGUAUGUUACCCCAAAAUGGAGAAGAUUGCCUGUUGGAAGAGAGUGCAACAAUCUUGUGUAACUUUGUAAAUAAAAGUUUUGUGUUUGUGUA